Molecule: messenger RNA, 3626 nt
Organism: Ceratina calcarata
Lineage: Eukaryota; Metazoa; Arthropoda; Insecta; Hymenoptera; Apidae
Product: interferon-inducible double-stranded RNA-dependent protein kinase activator A
Exons: 3
Coding region: 1124-2107 (327 amino acids)
Biological process (GO): siRNA processing; regulation of regulatory ncRNA processing
Cellular component (GO): cytoplasm; RISC-loading complex; nucleus
Molecular function (GO): siRNA binding; double-stranded RNA binding
Source: RefSeq, a predicted model, not a curated record
ACUGUAGAUUAUUUAAUUUAACAUCAUUCUGUUCUGUUAUUUUACAAUUUAUUAUUUAUCACUUAAUGUAGACUUAAUGCUUUUUUGAAUGCAAGCUUCGUUUAAAAUUUGUUUACAAUAAUCACGGUUGUUUUAUAAACACAGGAUAUGUACAGUUACCCAAAACGAUUCCCAACCCACUUAGUGUACACAUACAUCAAACUGUAGGCUGGCAGUUCGUUCAGCUGCCGCCGCUGCGCUGUAGUCGCGCGCGUCACGAAAAACGAGGCUUGAACCUUUGGCGAGUGCCGCCAUUCUCGUCCGAUAGAAAAACGGGACUGAACGUGUGAAGAGUGGAAAAAGGUCCAUUGCAAUAAAGUAUUAAUUGGCAAAACUUUAGUGUUCUUCCUUUAAUUAGCAUAAAACGCGGAUGGAGCGGUCUGGCUCUUGAAGAAGACUAAAAUUAGCCUUCACCCGACAAAACGGUGCCGCCAUCUAGCGUUCACGAGCCGCGGCUCGCUUCUCAAACCUGAGAUAGAAGUCGCGACUCGCUACGUGCCGCUACUGUCCAAUGUCCAAGACGGAAUAUCGAGAGGUGGUAUUGUGGACUUAUCACGUGGUCCCGGCGAAGAGACAACGACAACGUACUUCUUUAUUUUCUUCGGCAUUUUCUAUCUAUCGGGUACAGUCUAUGCGUACGAAGUGAGCUGGCUAAACGAUUCAACAGUGUAAUAUAAAAAACAUAAUUAAUCCGAGAAGUGUGAAACGAUGAAACUUGAACCACCAGUUUUCCCUGAACAUUUCUUUUAAAUACUUGUCCUCGGCUAUCGUCAGAGAGUGAUCGAAAAUACUCGUUGCACCUGCUACUCGCUGUACCUUAAAUGGUAAACAAAUUACUAAGCUAUAAUAACUUUUGAGCUGUGGGUGGCUAUACUGCUACUAAAGACUUGGACUUCCCCUUGGUAAUGGGUGUUGCCACAUGGGUUCUGGACUGGAUUCUAUUCAUCAGUUGAUUUUCCACCGGGCAGACAGUAACCUGCUGUACGAUUCGUAGAGGCGGUAAAAAAACAUUAGUACAUAUUGCUGAGGAGAUUAGACAAUUUGAAAUUAGUAUAAUCCAUUGAGUAUUAUAGAUCGAGUCGUAAUGAGUAAGACCCCAAUAACUAUUUUGCAAGAGAUGAUGGCGAAAAAGCAGAAAAUGCCUACUUACGAGCUUAUAGUUAACGGAGGAGGGACUCACAUAAACACUUUUGUGUACAAAGUAUCCUGCGACGGCCUAUCAGCAACUGGCGAAGGGAGGUCUAAGAAAGACGCGAAGCACGAAGCUGCGAACGCGAUGUUGAAAGCUAUCGCUGCCCAUAGAAGUUAUCCGCAGUUGCCGGCGUCACCGGCGGAAUCUCCCGUUAGAACGCCUCUGCCGCCAAAAAUACCGAAGGUGCAGCAGAACGAACCAUUCGUGAAUGCAGUUGGUAAUCUCCAGACUCUGUGCACUGACAACAAUUUGAAUUCACCUGAAUAUCAAUUGAUCAGCGAUGUCGGGCCUUCGCACGCUAAAAUUUUCACCAUUCAGUGUAGGGUGACUACUUUUGUUGAAACUGGCAUCGCGAAAACGAAGAAACUGGCUAAGCAAGAGGCUGCAAAGAAGAUGGUAGACAAACUGAGCGACUUGAUACCUGACUUAUCUCAAAUAGAGACAAAGCAGUACGACGAGGAGAGUCAUCAGCUUGCCAAAGCUCGGUACCCCGCACUAUCCAGGUUACCAAAAAAGAUCAGUAUGGGCGUUAAAACAUCGGACUACCAUACGAUAUUCAGAGAUUCCCUUGAGCCCGACGUGCGAAAAGAGUUGAUUUCUAAAUUAAAGACUCUCGUCGAAGAUAAAAGCACGACCAAAGUUGUCACGCCGGCCGAUGUACUAGAGUUAACGAAUAAGUUCAAGGAAGUAUUGGCGUUUGUCAAUUUAGAAAUGGUGGUUCUUGAUAUUUCAUCGAAAGAAAAUACAUUUGUCGUGGCUAUGAGAGUGAACACUUCCCCUGAUAUCGUACAAAUGUCGAUAGCGAAACGUAAACUAGAGGCUGAGUUUCAUACGUUAAUAAAGUUAAUUAAUUCGAUGCUCGUAUUUUUGAAGUAGGAUAGUAAGAAAACAAAAGCGAGCGUCGUUAAAAUCAGGCGCGGGAAAGUUUGUUUUUCAACUUGUAAGAAAAGCACAUUUGUUUUCUAAUUUAAGUAUUUAUAUUUCAAAGUGAUAUUAGGGAAUAUCGUCAUUACGAUGAACAACAGAUGUAAUUCGUAAUUAUUUUUGUACCAGAUUAGUAGAAACAUUCUCUUUCUAAGUCUACCCGUGUAAAUACGAGAGUAAUAAUUAUAUUAUACCAUUCGCAUGGCUAUUAGUGUCGCAUGGCUAUUAGUUUAGUCUUCCAUUCGUCUUAACUUCCAUCCAUCAAAGCGGAGAUGUUAGAUUCUGAUUUUGUUUUUCUUCUUUUUGUUUUUGCAGAAUUUUGAACGGUUCCUAUUCCAAUGCAGAAAUGUCAAAGACUAAGCAAUGAUUAUCGAAUUAAGUUGAGACCUCUGCUAAUUGUCGUAUGCAAUCGAAGCGUAAUCGACAUCGAGUUUAUUUUACAAAUUAUUCAUAUAUAUAUUGUAAGUUACUAUUUUAUAUAAACAUACUUGUCUAUAUUUGUUACAUUGAAGCUUGAUUGUACAGCCAGACUGCAAUCUAUAUUGAAUUUAAUAAACAACGAGCAAAUUCAAUUUUAAUCAUUAACAUUAUUUGAUGUCACAUAAGAGCGCUACACCUCGUAACGUCCAGUGCCUAGGAUUGUGAUCGGUCUCGAAAUCUAUCGAUCCGAUAUACUUGGAAUCGGUCCUCUGAGGUUUCCUGUAUAUAGGACACUCGUAAAGCUUCGGGUCCUUCCCAGCAGUUGUGUUUAUCGCGUAAAUGUAGAUCACCGGCAUUUGUUCGUACAGAACCUUCGGCUUGCUUUCUACUAAUUUUCUCGUUUUCCGAUCGAGCGAUGCACCCUCCAAGAACAAUCCAUGUACGUAGACACCCUCCUGUGGCUGAUUUUUUAUGUCCUCCUUGUUGAAUCUUGUAAUCAAAUUUUGUAACACGACAGAGUCAAGGGCCCAUCCUUUGUGCGCUCGAGUCACCUCCUACGAAUUUUUAAUAAGUAUAAAACGAAAUUCAUUUCCGAGUUUGUUUAAAUGUUGUUUGUUUCCAUUUUUAAGGUUCCACAGUGGCUUAUGAAGAAAUUAUUCUUAUUUCAACGGAAUAACUCGACGUCCGUAUACUUUCAUGAGCGACUGUAUAUUGAAUUUGUAACUAACUUGUCGCAUCGCAGUUAGAAAUCCUUGAGGAUUGAAGAAGCCGGUCAUCCAGAAGACCUUGGGUCGGCCGUGGAUGCACCAUUGCCUGAACUGGUGGUCCCGCUCUAAGAGUUCUGUGUACCAAAACCCAAGCGUUGCUGAUUCCCACGAGAUUUUCAACCACUUUUCUGGAAUCCGGGCGUCGUACAUAGCGUCGAGAGACUCUCGCAAGCCUUGGCUCAUCACGAUGGUACCGUCGAUGGCCAGUUUCAAAUCCGUCAACGUACGACGUACUUCGUUGAUUACUCUCGAGAUUCUAAAUAAAAUAAUAAAAUAUUAGAAUA